Messenger RNA from Ipomoea nil (Japanese morning glory), 1620 nucleotides. RefSeq lists its product as uncharacterized. NCBI's taxonomy places the organism in Eukaryota, Viridiplantae, Streptophyta, Magnoliopsida, Solanales, Convolvulaceae. The transcript has 3 exons. The coding region runs from base 1 to 1620 and encodes 539 amino acids. The record is from RefSeq and is a predicted model, not a curated record.
AUGUGGAAAGCCAAGAAACAAAGAAUUGGUGAUGCUGAAGACAACUUCAAGAAGAUAUGGAGCUACUGUGCUGAAAUGGAUAGGACAAACCCAAGGACUAGGUAUAAAGUGAAGCUCAGUGACUUGCAAGAUGGGGGAACUGGGCAGGAAAGAUUCUUAAGAAUGUACAUUUGCUGGGAUGCUUCCAAACAAGGAUUCAGACAUUGUAGACCUCUAAUAGGUGUGGAUGGAUGUCAUUUGAGAAGUGGAUCUGGUGGGAUGCUCAUGAUUGCAGUGGGUGUUGAUGCUAAUGACAGUAUUUUCCCACUUGCCUAUGCUAUUGUUGAAGGGGAGAAGAGGGAGUCUUGGUCUUGGUUUCUAAACUUCCUAGCUGAAGACUUGGGGAUAACAAAAGAUAGAGAACAUGAGUAUACUUUUAUAAGUGAUAAGCAGAAAGGUUUGCUGCCAGCAUUUGAAGAAAUCAUACCUGGUGUGGAGCACAGGUUUUGUGUGAGGCACCUGCACUCAAACAUGAAAGUGGCAGGGUUUCAAGGGAAGGCAUUGAAGGAUGCUUUUUGGGAAUGUGCUAGGGCAACAACUCGGAAUUCUUAUACGAGUGCACUACGGAAGCUUAGGGCCUUAGAUGAAGCAGCUUAUCAAUGGUUGGGUCACAAGUCUCCAACAGAGUGGAGUAGGUCUCACUUCUCAACACACACUCACUGUGAUAUGUUGGUAAACAACAUAUGUGAGUCAUUCAAUGCAGCAUUACUUGGUGCUAGGGAUCAACCAAUCAUAGACUGCCUAGAGACUAUAAGGAAAAUGUUAAUGACUAAGUUUUUUGAGCAAAGACAAAAAGCAGCUGAAUGGAAGUCAAUGAUAUGUCCAUCAAUUGUGGGAAAAUUGAAGAAAAUAGAGAAGCAGGCAUCAGGGUGUUUGGCCACUCAAUGUGACUUUUUCAAAUUUGAGGUGCAACAGUUAUAUGGGGCCCAACAUCAGGUGGAUCUGGAAAGGAAAACUUGUUCAUGGCCUGAUGAAUGGCCACUAAUUACCAGAGAUCCCCCACUGCCACCUAUCUAUUCUGCCAGGGUUGGAAGACCAAAAAAGCUUAGACUGAGAUCUGGUGGAGAAGUGGAGCCAAAGUUGAGUGAAGAUGGCUUUAAAGUUUCUAGAAAGCAUAUCUUAUUGCAUUUCACUAUUUGCAAGAAACCUGGACACAAUUCAAGAAAAUGUCCUUCAAAUCCAAACCCAAAACAAAAGAAACCAUAUCUUAUUGCAUUGCAUUGCACUUACACAGUGUUAUUGUUUUACUUGAAGCCAAACAAAAGGGUCAUUUAUUCCACCAAACAAAUCCCCAUCAAGAACACUACAAAGGUUCCUAGGCAGCAACAUCAACAAGGGGAAGCUACUAUUCAAGAACCUAGCCAGCAGGAGGAACCUACAAAUCCAGUGCCUAGGCAGCAUCAGGAGGAAGCUAGUCAUUCAGUUCCUAUUAAGCAGGAGGACUCUGCUGAUCAAGGAGGCAACAACAAGGCCUCAAAGACAAGGCAAUCGAAUCGGAAGAAGCCCUACUAUACAAGGAGUAAGACCACAUCCAAGUCCAAAUUCUAUGGAAACAAUGAUGACCCUAUCAUUAUUGAGUGA